UCACAGAGAAUUCUUAUCAAAGAACAUUUCCAUCAAGUUGACUCAGGAGUUCACACCUCUCUUAGGUCAUGAGAGCUCAUAGUGGGGGGAAACCCUAUGAAUGUAAUGAAUGUGGGAAAGGCUUUAUGAAGCUUUCAUCUCUUAUUCAUUAUCAGAGAAAUCAUAGUAGAGAGAAAGCCUAUGAAUGUGGGAAGUCUUUCCAGCAGAGACUCCACCUCAUAUUACACCAGAGAAUUCACACUGGUGAGAAAUCUUAUGAAUGUGAUAUAUGUGGAAAAUCAUUUAGCCAAAAUUCUCACAUUAAUGUACACCAGAAAACUCAUACUGGAGAGAAACACUAUAAAUGUGAAAAAUGUGGAAAAUCCUUCAGUGGAAAGUCUAAUCUUAAUGUGCAUAAGAGAACACAUACUGGACAAAAACUUUACAAAUGUGGCAAAGCCUUUAGUGAUUGCUCAUCAUAUCUACAAUGUGAAAGGAUGCAUACUGGACAGAAAUUACAAAUGUAG
Molecule: messenger RNA, 506 nt
Organism: Phyllostomus discolor (pale spear-nosed bat)
Lineage: Eukaryota; Metazoa; Chordata; Mammalia; Chiroptera; Phyllostomidae
Product: zinc finger protein 2 homolog
Exons: 1
Coding region: 69-506 (145 amino acids)
Source: RefSeq, a predicted model, not a curated record